This is a messenger RNA of Drosophila serrata, 765 nucleotides long. RefSeq lists its product as uncharacterized. The record is from RefSeq and is a predicted model, not a curated record. Lineage: Eukaryota; Metazoa; Arthropoda; Insecta; Diptera; Drosophilidae. Gene Ontology annotation, molecular function: protein binding.
AUGGAGUCGUUCUCGUCGUCCUCGAGUAUUCCGUCUCCAUUGCUACGUAGUCUAGACGGUAUGGAGAGUCCGGACAUCUGUGAGCCGCCUCAGGAGGAGGAGGACUUUUGCUUUCGAUAUCCGAGCUACAUGUUUCCCGACGUGGAGUACAACAAGGAGGAUGUGCCACUUCCGUUUAAGGCCUCACCGGACUCACUGUUCAACCUCUGCGCCGCAGUUGUGGAUUCCCAAGCCCGUACGGAGGUCUUUAAGUGGAGUAUCAACGAUGUGACGGACUGGUUGCGCAAUUUUGGCUAUCCAGAAUAUGAGGAAACCUUCCGUGAAAACUAUAUUGAUGGUCACAAGCUACUGAAUUUGGAUGCCGUAUCCCUGGUGGCCCUUAAUGUCAAAAAUUUCGAGCACAUUCGUCAUCUGGGACGUGGGAUUAGAGCACUUUACCGCAAGGAGCUACAGACAGCAACGGAGACUAAGCAGCAGAGCGAAGUAUACAAAACCUUCCGGGCCCGCACUGGACGUAGAUACGAGGGAUUACGAGAGACGGAACUCCUGGGUCGUAUGCACAUGAUCCGCUCCGUUUUUCGGGAUGUCAACGACUGGGAUCUCAUGGAGCUGCAUCUCUCCCGGACACCGGUGAGGCGAUACCGAGAGGUCAUUGCUGGAUCCAGGCGCUACAGUCUCUAUGGACCCUCUACAGCUCGUAGGGAACCCAUUAUGACGGACGAUGUCGAUACCACAAACUGGUUUAAUUUUGGAGAUUGUUACUAA